UGGGGUGGAGGGUGCGCCCGGGUGGAGAGGGACCUCCAAGGGAAGGAGCAGAGAGUCUUAGAGGCCGGGAGUCCUGGUGAAGGGGCUGGUGUAUGGACCGGGAGGGCGGACAAGGAUACCAGACAAGAGACGCAACGGAAACGGCUUUAAAGAAAUGACUGAAUAUAAAUUAGUGGUGGUGGGAGCGGGUGGUGUUGGAAAAAGUGCCUUGACGAUCCAGCUCAUACAGAACCACUUUGUUGAUGAGUACGAUCCUACGAUAGAGGACUCGUACAGGAAACAGGUAGUGAUUGAUGGAGAGACUUGCCUACUGGAUAUCUUGGAUACUGCAGGGCAGGAGGAGUACAGUGCCAUGCGUGACCAGUACAUGAGAACAGGGGAAGGGUUCCUGUGCGUGUUUGCCAUCAACAACAGCAAGUCUUUUGCAGAUAUCAGCAUAUACCGGGAGCAAAUUAAGCGAGUGAAAGACUCUGAUGAUGUACCCAUGGUACUUGUGGGUAACAAAUGCGAUCUACCAACAAGAACUGUAGACACCAAACAGGCCCAGGAACUUGCCAGGAGCUAUGGGAUCCCAUUCAUUGAGACUUCAGCAAAAACUAGACAGGGUGUUGAAGAUGCCUUUUACACAUUGGUUCGGGAGAUCCAUCAAUACAGGAUGAAGAAACUGGACAUCAGUGAAGAUAACAAUCAGGGUUGUAUCAAAAUGCCCUGCAGCUUAAUGUAGUCUGGAGUCCAAGUUAACAAAAUAUGGAACCUUACACCGGAUAUCAAAACUAAAGAAACCACUCGCACAAGAUGCAACGCCAACCACACAAACUGCGUCAGAAAAACACUUUACCUCGUUGAUUGAUGGUCAGAUCGUUGAGCAUUUCCUGUGCCUGUAACAUGGCGGUAUUACCGAGCCACUGCUAUGUGGAUUGCAACCUCUUGGCAAGACCAAGGCUCAAAAAAAGAACACACAGGUGUUAAACUUACUAAGUGGCUGACUGAAAAGGACAGACGUGAUUUUUUUUUGUUUUUGAUGACUUGCCAUCAAUAUUCAUCUCAAGGAUUUUAAUGACCUCACUGACUAAUAUAUUCUGCUGGACAUGUUUUUCAAAAGGCAUUUGAUAAAGUUGCCUAUAUUACUAUAUCUUUUGGGGUAAUUUGGAAAAGGACUCCUAUGUAUUUUUAAUGUGAUUGAUGUCCUUUGGACUGGAAUCCAGACGUUCGACUUUCAGUGUGUGUAUGUAUAUAUGUAAUGUGUGUGUAUA
This is a messenger RNA of Spea bombifrons (plains spadefoot toad), 1253 nucleotides long. RefSeq names its product NRAS proto-oncogene, GTPase (gene NRAS). The record is from RefSeq and is a predicted model, not a curated record. Gene Ontology annotation, cellular component: plasma membrane. The transcript has 6 exons. Gene Ontology annotation, biological process: Ras protein signal transduction. Lineage: Eukaryota; Metazoa; Chordata; Amphibia; Anura; Pelobatidae. Gene Ontology annotation, molecular function: GTPase activity; GTP binding; GDP binding. The coding region runs from base 155 to 724 and encodes 189 amino acids.